GUUUAUAGAAGUGUGUUUGCUUGUAAAAGUUUGUAAAAGUGUGUUUGCUUGUAAAAGUUUAUAGAAGUGAGUUUGCUUGUAAAGGUUUGUAAAAGUGUGUUUGCUUGUAAAAGUUUAUAGAAGUGUAUUUGCUUGUAAAAGGUUAUAGAGUGUGUUUGCUUGUAAAAGUUUGUAAAAGUGUGUUUGCUUGUAAAAAUUAUAGAAGUGAGUUUUUAAAUCAUCCAAUCUGGAUUUGGUUAUAAUUUAUAAUUAUUUUAGGACUGUUAACAAAAUAAACGCAACUCCUCAGAUUUACAAGAUAGUUGUUGAAGUUAAGACAGGAUCUAGCAAUGGUUCAAACUGAGCAAAAAAAAGACGAAACUAAAGAAAGUGGUAUGAAAAAGAAAGAUGAAAUCAAAAAAGGGGAAACCGAAUCAAGUUCUACGAAGAAAAAAGAUGAAACAAAUUCAAGUUCUAAACAGAAAAAAGUUGAAACAAAGUCGAGUUCUGAACAGAAAAAAAAUGAAACACAGUCGAGUUCUAAACAAAAAAACGAUGACGCAAAGUCGAGUUCUGAAAUAAAAAAAGAUGAAACAAAGUCUAGUUCUAAACAGAACAAAGAUGAAGCAAAGUCGAGUUCUGAACAGAAAAAAAAUGAAACACAGUCGAGUUCUAAACAAAAAAAAGAUGAUGCAAAGUCGAGUUCUGAAAUAAAAAAGGAUGAAGCAAAGUCGAGUUCUGGACAAAAAAAAGAUGAAACAAAGUCGAGUUCUGGACAGAAAAAAGAUGAAACAAAGUCGAGUUCUGGACAGAAAAAAGAUGACGCAAAGUCUAGUUCUGGACAGAAAAAAGAUGUAACAAAGUCGAGUUCCGAACAGAAAAAAGAUGAAACAAAGUCGAGUUCUGAACAGAAAAAAAAUGAAACAAAGUCUAGUUCUGGACAGAAAAAAGAUGAAACAAAGUCGAGUUCCGAACAGAAAAAAGAUGAAACAAAGUCGAGUUCUGAACAGAAAAAAAAUGACACAAAGUCGAGUUCUGAACAGAAAAAAGAUGACGCAAAGUCGAGUUCUGAACAGAAAAAAGAUGUAUCCAAACCAAAUUCUGAAAUACAAAAUAAUGCAACUAAGUCAAACUCGGACGGAAGUAAACAAAACUCAACAACCUUAAAAGAGAAUAUGAAAACUCUUUUGAAAGCUAUCCAAGAAAAAGACGAAACAUCAAUUCAAAGCAUGUUGAACAAGUUAGGCGUUGCAAUAAAUCAAGAUUUUAAAGAAAGUGAUAAAAAAUUUCUUGAAUCUCCACUUGUGAAAGCAGCAUCAAUCGAUUGUCAAAGCACUUUAGACAUGCUUAUAAAACAUGGAGCAGAUGUCAACAAGCCAGCAAUGGAUGAACAUGGUACCACACCACUAUUCAUGGCCGCUUCGUCAGGACAUCUCAAGAAUGUGAAAAUACUAGUUGAGAACGGAGCUGAUGCUAAUCAAAAAAUUAAAAAUCAAGAAUACACUGCACUUCAUGUUGCAGCAAAAGUUGGAAACAAUGACAUAGUCAAUUAUUUACUUGAUUGCAAAGUGGACGUCAACAUUUGGGCACUUAAUGGCUCGCCAUUAUUAAGGGCUGUGUUAUAUAAUAAAGCAAGUACCGUGAAAUUACUCUUGGAUAGAGGUGCAGAUAUAAACAAACAUGUAAAGGCAAAUGGAACAGCUUUAUGGCGAAGCGUAUUUGAAAAAGAUAAGGCAGUAAUGUGUAUUCUUUUAGAAAAAAAAGCUGAUGUUAAUCUGCAAAGUCAGUCAGACAAUUCCACUCCUCUGUUCAGAGCUAUUCGUUCAGAUUGGAAUGAAGGUGUAGAGAUUCUUAUUAAAAAUAAAGCAGAUGUAAACAUAUCCAGCGAUGACAUGACACCACUUUGUAGAGCUGUAAAAAAUGGAAAUGUUAAAAAUGUUAAAUUAUUACUGGAUAAUGGUGCAGACGUAAAUGGAGUUAGCACAAACAAGCAAACAGCAAUGGACAUGGCAAUUGAAUUGAAGUCGAAAAAAGAGAUUGUUACUUUAUUGCAGAAAAGUAAGGAUGAUUUCGCUCUCAAGAUGUUGGACGACAAAGAAACAAAGAUUUUAGAUAAAAUGGAGUAUCUGUUAAGCUGUAUUGAAAGAAAAGAUGCUGCAUUGGUUAAACAAUGGCUUGAAAAAUCAGGCACACAUGUUAAUGAUGAUAUUAUGGGUAAAGACGACAACUAUCUUCAACCACCCCUAAAUAAAGCUGCCACUGUCGACAACCAAGAAAUAUUACCCAUGCUUAUAAAACACGGAGCAUUGGUAAACAAAAUAGCAAAAGAUGAAGAUGGCUAUACCCCGCUUUACCUGGCAGCUUCGUAUGGUUGUUUAGAAAAUGUAAAAAUACUAUUGGAAAACAAGGCUGAUGUUAAUUUACAAAUCAAAUAUUUAAAAUAUUCUCCUUUGCAUGGAGCUGCAGGAAAAGGCCACACUGCUGUACUUAAAUAUUUAUUACAGCAAAAUCCAAAUAUAAAUUCAAUGGGCACACAAGGAACACCACUCUACAGAGCUGUGAUAUACAAUAAAUUCAGUUGUGCCAAAAUACUCAUAGACAACAAAGCCGAUGUGAACAUGCAUGUGAAACAGUUUGGUACACCCUUAUGGAGAAGUGUGGCAAAGCAAGAUAAAAUAAAUCUUGGUCUUUUGCUAAGCAACGGUGGAGAUAUUAAUUUGCAAAGUCAAUCAGAUAAUUCAACGCCAUUAUUUAAAGCUGUAAAUGCCAACUGGGAAGAAGGAGUUCAACUCUUAUUAGAAAGAAAAGCUGAUGUAAACAAAUCUAAUGACACCAUGCCACCAUUAUGCAGAGCUGUGCGCAACAAAAACAAAAACAUUGUACAGUUGUUGCUAAGUAAUGGUGCUGAUAUAAAUGCUUUAAGCAAAAGUAAACAAACUGCAUUGAAAAUGGCAGAAGAACUUAAAGUAUCAAAAGAGAUCAUAGAUCUACUGAAGCAAGAAGAAGCAAAAUCUAAGUUAGAAGGCAAUUCACAAGUAUCACAAAGCAUCGACGCAAAGGAAGAUGAAAAACUGGAAUUUACGACAAACAAAAUUCUUUUUGAAGAUAUGAAGAAACUUGAAGCGUCCAUUACUAGCAAAGACGUUUCGGCAGCAGAAACAAUUGUUAAAAAGAUCAAAAAAGAUAUCAACAAAAAUAUUAAAAGUGAAAGUGGUGAUUACCUUCAACCUCCUCUUACUAUAGCAGCAUCUAUAGAAUGUGAAGAAAUGUUACGUAUGCUAAUCAAAUAUGGUGCUAGUGUGAAUAAGCAUGCUGAGGAUAGCAAUGGCUUUACCCCUCUUUAUAAUGCAGCUAAGGCUAGCAUUUUAAAAAAUGUGAAAGUUCUGGUGGAAAAUGGAGCUACUGUUAACAAGCAAAUAAGGCAUUUUAAAUAUUCACCUCUCCACACUGCUGCAGGACAAUCAAACGAAGAAAUUGUGAAAUAUCUCCUAGACAAUGGCGCAGAUGUCAACAUUAUGGGUGAACCAGGAACACCUUUGUACAAAGCUGUCUUAUAUAACAAACACAAUAAUGCUAAACUAAUUCUUGACAAGGGUGCUGACAUAAACAAACAUGCAACUACAUCAGGUACACCAUUAUGGAGAAGUGUGGCAGAAAAAGACAAAGAAAUGAUGACUCUUUUACUUGACUAUAAUGCUGAUGUCAACAUGCAAAGUCUGUCUGAUAAUUCAACAGCUCUCUUUAAAGCACUUUUAUUAAACUGGGAUGAGGGUGUGGAAAUACUGCUUGAACGAAGUGCUGAUCCUAACAUAGCAAAUAAUCUAAUGCCACCAUUAUGCAGAGCUGUACGGAAUAAGAACAAAAAUAACGUGAAGCUACUGCUUGAAUAUGGUGCAGAUGUCAAUGGUGUGAGUAAAAGCAGCCAAACUGCAUUAGAGAUGGUUGAUUUAGUACUUGAUUUGGAAGUAAAAGCAAGCAUUAUAAGUCUGCUAACCAACCCACCAGCUGCUAAAAAGAAAAAAGAGAGAAUUGAGAAAUCUGAGAAUUCUGAAUUGGUUAGAAUGGCAACAAUAAGUCCUGUAAAUGGAAGUGAUGUUGAAAAGAAAGAUGUCAUGUUAUCGUAUCAAUGGGACCAUCAGAAAGAAGUUAUAAAAAUAAAGAACUAUUUGGAAAAUACAGGUAAACUAAAAGUCUGGAUGGACAUACAAGAUAUGCAUGGAGGAAUGAACGCUCGAAUGGCUGAGGCUGUAGAUAAUUCCACAGUCAUUGUUUUUUGCAUGAGCGAAGCAUAUGCAAAUUCACGUAAUUGCAGAAAAGAAUACCGUUAUGCUGAUUUCCAAGCAAAAGAUAUUAUUCCAAUUAAGAUGGAGACAAACUUCUCGCCAACCAUAGUACCUGAGCUUUCCAUAAUAAUAUGUAAUCAACUUUACUAUGAUUUCGGAAGUGACGAAAAGUUACAAAAAGAACUUCCAAAUUUAUUGAAUGCUAUCAAAAAGUUUUUGCAGUUUUACAGAAUGAAAGCUGGAUAUGAUCAAUCAUAUCAAAGCAAUUUUAAAAAGGGAAAAAGGGGGGAAACUUAUAACCAAUUAUGGUAUAUAACUCAACUUGCAUUUUUGAACAUAAAAAAGAAUAGUAGUGGGCAAAAAACCCAAAGAAUCUGGAAAUGUGAAAAAUUGGAACAAUGGACUAACACCCAAACUAAAUUACAACAAGAUCUAACAAUGGCUCAAAUAGAUGAGAAAAAUGAUGCAGCUGACCUUAAUUCUAAGCAAAAAACUGAUGAAAAUAAAUCAAACUUAGAACAAAAAAACAUUGCGCAGAAUGAGAUCAAGGCUAACUCUGAGCAAAAAAAUGAUCCAAUUAAAUCAAGUACAGAUGAAAGCAAAAAAAAUCCUAGUACAACAGCAUUAAAGGGAUAUAUGAGGGCACUUUUAAAAGCCAUAAACAAAAAAGAUGAAACAACAAUUCAAAACAUGUUAAACAAGUUAGGCGGUGCAAUAAAUCAAGAUUUUAAAGAAAGUGAUAAAAAAUUUCUUGAAUCUCCACUUGUGAAAGCCGCAUCAAUCGAUUGUCAAAGCACUUUAGACAUGCUUAUAAAACAUGGAGCAGAUGUCAACAAGCCAGCAAUGGAUGAACAUGGCACCACACCACUAUUCAUGGCGGCUUCAACAGGACAUCUCAAAAAUUUGAAAAUACUAGUUGAGAACGGAGCUGAUGUAAAUCAAAAAAUCAAAAAUGAGGAAUACUCUGCACUUCAUGCUGCAGCAAAAAUUGGAAACAAUGACAUAAUUAAUUAUUUACUUGACAACAAGACAGAUGUCAACAUAAUGGCAGCUAAUGGAACAUCUUUAUCAAGAGCAGUGUUACACAACAAAGCAAGCACAGUUAAAUUACUUCUAGAUAGAGGUGCAGAUGUUAACAAACACGUAAAACAAUGUGUCACUCCUCUGUGGCGAAGUGCAAAUGAAAAAGAUAAAGCAGUGAUGUGUAUUCUUUUGGAAAGAAAUGCUGACGUAAAUCUGCAAAGUCAGUCAGACAAUUCCACUCCUCUGUUCAGGGCUAUUCGUUCAGAUUGGAAUGAGGGUGCAGAGAUUCUUAUUAAAAAUAAAGCAGAUGUAAACAUAUCCAGUGAUGACAUGUCACCACUUUGUAGAGCUGUAAAAAAUGGAAAUGCUAAAAUGAUUAAUUUAUUAUUGGAUAAUGACGCUGACGUUAAAGCAGUUAGCAAAAGCAAACAAACAGCGAUAGAUAUGGCGAAGGAAAUGAAGUCAAACAAAAACAUCAUAGACUUAUUUUUAAAGAAAAGUAAGAAAGACGCUGAUCUAAGAAUGUUAGAUGACGAAGAAACAAAAAUGUGUGAGAAAAUGGAAUGUCUUUUGAAAUAUAUCGAAAGUAACGAUGUUAUUAUGGUUAGAAAGUGGCUUGAAAAACUUAGCAAACAUGUUAACGAUGAAAUCAUUGGUAAAGAUAAAAAAUAUCUUAAACCACCACUACACAAAGCUAUCAUAAAAAACAACAAUGAAAUACUAUCCAUGCUUGUACACAAUGGUGCGCUGGUAAACAAACAAGAUGAUGCUGGUAAUACUCCACUUUACCUAGCAGCUUUGUGUGGACAUUUGGAAAAUGUAAAAAUACUGGUUGAAAACAAGGCUGACGUUGAUUUACAAAUUAAACAAAAAGAAGAUUCUCCUUUACAUAUAGCUGUGGGUAGAGGACACACUACUAUAAUUGAAUAUUUGUUAAAACAAGGUGCAGACAUUAAUUUAAUGAAUACAGAAGGAACACCACUUUAUUUAGCUGUUGAUUCAAAUAGAAUGAGUUGUGUUAAAUUACUCAUAGACAACAACGCUGACGUGAACAUGUAUGUGGAAAUGUGUGGUACACCAUUAUGGAGAGGUGUGGCAAAAAAAGAUAAGAAUGUUAUUGAACUUUUACUAAAUAAUGAGGCGGAUGUUGAUUUGCAAAAAGAAAGAGACAACUCAACACCAUUAUAUAAAGCUGUAGAUCUCAAAUGGGAAGAAGGAGUUAAAUUACUAAUAGCAAACGCAGCUGACAUCAAUAUAUCUAACAACGACUAUCCACCAUUAUCCAGAGCAGUGCUAAAUAAAAGCAAAAACAUUGUAGAGUUAUUGCUCAGUAAUGGUGCAGACAUAAAUGCUUUAAGUAAAUCCAACCUAACUGCAUUGCAGCUAGCAAUUAAAUGUAAAGCACCAAAGGAGAUCAUAGAUCUACUAAAGCAGUAUGAAGUGAAAGCUAAUUUAGCACGGAUUGAUUUGGAUGACAAAUCAACAGCAAUAUCAGAAAAAAUGGAGUAUCUGUUAAGUUGUAUUGAACUAAAUGAUACUGCAAGGGUUAAGAUAUGGCUUGCAAAGUUGAGUGCACACAUCAAUGAUGAUGUGCUUGAUAAAAAUAAGAGACAUCUCCAGCCACCACUACACAAAGCUAGCAAAAAAAACAACCAAGAAAUAUUAUCCAUGCUUAUAAAUCAUGGUGCAUUGGUAAACAAAUUAGAAAAGGAUAAAGACGGCUAUACCCCGCUUUACCUAGCAGUUCAUUGUGGCCAUUUAGAAAAUGUAAAGAUACUAGUUAAAAACAAGGCCGAGGUUAAUUUGCAAAUAAAAUCUAAACAAGAUGCUCCUUUACAUGCAGCUGCAAGAAAUGGUCACACUGAUGUACUCAAUUAUCUAUUACAACAAAAUGCAGACGUUAAUGUGAUGAAUACUGAAGGAACAUCACUCUACACAGCUGUUGAUUCAGACCAAAUCAGCUGUGUCAAGAUAUUGCUGGACAACAAUGCUGAUAUCAACAAGUAUGUGAAACAGUUUAGCACACCAUUAUGCAGGAGCGUAGCAAAAAAGAAAAAGAUGAUCACAGACCUUCUACUAACUAACGGUGCUAAUAUUAAUUUGCAAAGUCAAAGGGAUAACUCGACACCUUUAUACACUGCAGUUGAAGUGAAAUGGGAAGAAGGAGUUAAAUUAUUGAUAGAAAAAAAAGCUGACGUAAACCUAUUUAAUAACCUCAGGCCACCAUUAUGUAGAGCUGUGCAACUGAAAAACAAAAACAUUAUACAGUUGUUGCUGAGUAAUGGAGCAGAUAUUAAUUUGCCAAAUCUUCAAAAUAAUUCAACUUCACUAUAUACUGCAGUGGAAGAAGGUUGGGAAGAAGGAGUUCGACUACUAAUAGAGCAAAAAGCUGACGUCAACAUAACUAACAACGACUAUCCACCAUUAUCCAGAGCAGUGCUAUAUAAAAGCAAAAACAUAGUGGAGUUAUUGCUCAAUAAUGGUGCAGACGUAAAUGCUUUAAGUAAAUCCAACCUAACUUCAAUGGAGCUAGCAAUUAAAUAUAAAGCACCAAAGGAGAUCAUAGAUCUACUAAAGCGGUAUGAAGUGAAAGCUAAUUUAGCACGGAUUGACAUGGCAAUGUUAGAUGACAAAGAAACAAAAAUACUGGAUAAAAUGGAAUACUUGUUAAACUGUAUUGAAGCAAAUGAUACUGCAAGGGUUAAGAUAUGGCUUGCAAAGUUGAGUGCACACAUCAAUGAUGAUGUUGUUGGUAAAGAUGGUAAUUACCUUCCACCACCUUUAAAUAAAUCUGCCAUCAACCAAGAAAUAUUACUCAUGCUUGUAAAUCAUGGGGCAUUGGUAAACAAAGUAGCAAAGGAUAAAGAUGGCUAUACCCCGCUUUACCUAGCAGUUUAUUGUGGCCAUUUAGAAAAUGUAAAGAUACUAGUUAAAAACAAGGCCGAGGUUAAUUUGCAAAUAAAAUCUAAACAAGAUGCUCCUUUACAUGCAGCUGCAAGAAAUGGUCACACUGAUGUACUUAAUUAUCUAUUACAACAAAAUGCAGACGUUAAUGUGAUGAAUACUGAAGGAACACCACUCGACACAGCUGUGAAUUUAAACAAAAUCAGUUGUGUCAAGAUACUCCUAGCCAACAAUGCUGAUGUGAACAUGCAUGUGAAACAGUUUGGUACACCAUUAUUAAAAAGUGUUGUUAAAAAAAAUAAAACCAUUGUUAAUCUUCUGCUAAUCAACAGUGUUAAUAUUAAUUUGCAAAGCGGAGAAGACAACUCCACACCGUUAUCCAAAGCUGUGCAUUUAAAUUGGGAGGAAGGUGUUAAAUUAUUACUUGCAAAAACAGCAGACGUUAACAUAUCUGACAACACCAUGCCACCAUUAUGUAGAGCGGUGCACAACAAAAACAAAACCACUGUGCAGUUGUUGCUAAAUAAUGGUGCAGAUAUAAACGCUUUAAGUAAAAGUGAGCAAACUGCAUUGCAAAUGGCGGAGAAACUUCAAGUAUCAAAAGAGAUCAUAGAUCUACUGAAGCAGUAUGAAGCAAAAUCUAACUUAGCAAGGAUUGAUUUGGCAAUGUUGGAUGACAAAGAAACAAAAAUGUCGGAUAAAAUGGACUACCUGUUGAAAAGCAUUGAAGGAAAUGAUGUUUCCAGAGUUAAAACAUGGCUUGAAAAAUUGAGUGCACACAUUAAUGAUGAUACUAUGGGUAAAGACAACAACUAUCUUCAACCACCAUUACAUAAAGCUGCCACUGUCAACAACCAAGAAAUACUAUCCAUGCUAAUAAAACAUGGAGCAUUUGUAGACAAAUUAGCAAAAGAUGAAGAUGGCCAUACUCCGCUUUAUCUAGCAGCCUCAUAUGGUUGUUUAGAAAAUGUAAAAAUACUAUUAGAACACAAGGCUGAUGUUAAUUUACAAAUCAAAUAUCUAAAAUACUCUCCUUUGCAUGGAGCUGCAGGAAAAGGCCACACUGAUGUACUCAAAUAUUUAAUACAGCAAAAUGCAAAUAUUAAUUUAAUGGGCACACAAGGAACACCACUCUACAGAGCUGUCAUAUACAACAAAUGCAGUUGCGCCAAAAUACUCAUAGAUAACAAAGCCGAUGUGAACAUGCAUGUGAGACAAUUUGGUACACCCUUAUGGAGAAGUGUGGCAAAGAAAGAGAAGAGUAACCUUAGUCUUUUGCUCAACAAUGGUGCAAAUAUUAAUUGGCAAGGUGGGGCAGACAACUCAACAUCAUUAUUCCAAGCUGUGAAUUUAAACUGGGAGGAAGGAGUUAAAUUAUUAUUGGAAAAAAAAGCUGAUGUAAAUAUAUCCAAUAACGUCAUGCCAUCAUUAUGCAGAGCUGUGCAAAACAAAAACAAAAACAUUGUACAGUUGUUGCUAAAAAACGGUGCAGAUAUAAACGCCUUAAGCAAAAGUAAACAAACUGCAUUGAACAUGGCGGAAGAGCUUAAAGUAUCAAAAGAGAUCAUAGACCAACUGAAGCAAGAAGAAUUAUUAUCUAAAUUAACCAGUCAACCAUCAAACAACACAGAUGCAAAAAAAGUAGAAAAGACGUCGGAGUUUACAACAAAUAAGAUUCUCGUUGAAGAUAUGAAGAAACUUGAAGCAUCCAUUACUAGCAAAGACGUUUCAUCAGCAGAAACAAUUGUUAAAAAGAUCAAAAAAGAUAUCAACAAAAAUAUUAAAAGUGAAAGUGGUGAUUACCUUCAACCUCCUCUUACUAUAGCAGCAUCUAUAGAAUGUGAAGAAAUGUUACGUAUGCUAAUCAAAUAUGGUGCUAGUGUAAAUAAGCAUGCUGAGGAUAACAAUGGCUUUACCCCUCUUUAUAAAGCAGCUAAGGCUAGCAUUUUAAAAAAUGUAAAAGUCCUUGUGGAGAAAGGAGCUACAGUCAACAAGCAAAUUAAUUAUUUUAAAUAUUCCACUCUUCACGCUGCUGCAGGAAAAGUAAAUGAAGAGAUAGUAAAGUAUCUGCUAGAUAAUGGUGCAGAUAUUAACAUUAUGGGUGAACAAGGAACCCCUUUAUACAGAGCUGUCUUGUAUAAUAAGUAUAAUCAUGCUAAACUGAUCCUCGACAAGGGUGCUGACAUAAACAAGCAUGCAACUACAUCAGGUACACCAUUAUGGAGAAGUGUGGCAGAAAAAGACAAAGCAAUGAUGACUCUUUUACUUGACUAUAAUGCUGAUGUCGACAUGCAAAGUCAGUCGGAUAAUUCAACAGCUCUCUUUAAAGCAGUUUCGUCAAAUUGGGAAGAAGGCGUGGAAAUACUCCUUGAACGAAACGCUGAUCCUAACAUAGCAAAUAAUCUGAUGCCACCAUUAUGUGCAGCUGUGCGAAAUAAGAAUGAUAAAGUUGUCAAAUUAUUGCUUGAGUAUGGCGCAGACCGCAAUGGUGGUAGUCAAAACAAACAAACUCCAUUACAAAUGGCAGAUUUAAUACCUGAUGUAGAGGUAAAAACAAACAUUUUAGGCAUACUUAACAACCCACCAGUGGUCAAGAAAAAAAGAAAGCACAGUAUUGAGAAAAUAACCGAAACAUCAGAACUGGUUAGAAUGGCAACAAAAAGUCCUGUAAAUGGAAGUGAUGUUGAAAAGAAAGAUGUCAUGUUAUCGUAUCAAUGGAACCAUCAGAAAGAAGUUAUAGAAAUAAAGAACUAUUUGGAAAAUACUGGGAAACUGAAAGUCUGGAUGGACAUUCAAGAUAUGCAUGGUGGAAUGAACGCUCGAAUGGCAGAAGCUGUAGAUAAUUCCACAGUCAUUGUUUUUUGCAUGAGCGAGGCAUAUGCAAAUUCACGUAAUUGCAGAAAAGAAUACCGUUAUGCUGAUUUCCAAGCAAAAGAUAUUAUUCCAAUUAAGAUGGAAACAAGCUUUUCGCCAACUUUGGUACCCGAGCUUUCCAUUAUAAUAUGUAAUCAACUUUACUACGAUUUUGGAAGUGAUGAAAAGUUAAAGAAGGAACUUCCAAAUUUAUUAAAUGCUAUCAAAAAGUUGUUGUAAGGAUAAAUAUGACACUGAAUAAAAACCUAGAUAAAAUAUGAUUAGAUCAGCAGAAAAUAAAUGUAAAAGUUUUUUGUUGUAGAUAAAAACAACUGUUGCUCCAAAUAAAAAAAUGUCCCAGGUGCUUAGUCAUUUUUUAGGCUAAUAGUUGUAUAGUGAGACAGAAUGGCCACUCCUUGAAAAUAGGGAUUUAAGAAGAAAUUUUAUAAAAAUAUCUAGUUAAAAAUUAAUAUAUAUAGUUGAAAAAAAUAUAAAAUAUAGCAUUUAAAUUAGUAUAAAA
Hydractinia symbiolongicarpus is the source of this 11562-nucleotide messenger RNA. RefSeq lists its product as uncharacterized. The record is from RefSeq and is a predicted model, not a curated record. Gene Ontology annotation, molecular function: protein binding. Gene Ontology annotation, biological process: signal transduction. Bases 330 to 11282 code for a protein of 3650 amino acids. The transcript has 23 exons. NCBI's taxonomy places the organism in Eukaryota, Metazoa, Cnidaria, Hydrozoa, Anthoathecata, Hydractiniidae.